Messenger RNA from Elaeis guineensis (African oil palm), 799 nucleotides. Lineage: Eukaryota; Viridiplantae; Streptophyta; Magnoliopsida; Arecales; Arecaceae. The record is from RefSeq and is a predicted model, not a curated record.
AAAUCUGGACCCCCAUGCAUUCCCUUUUCACCCACUUUCAUGCAUACUUGUAGACUUCUUGACCAAGAAUUCAUGGCAAAGUUUUCCACAGCAGGGAGAGAGGAGGGGGAGAUGGAAAGCCCCAACAUGGCCAAUCUGCUACUGCUACUCUCUUGUAGUGGAGCAAAGGCUCAGAAGAUUAAUGGCAUCAAGAAGCCUGUGGGGCGGAUGUACGAGUGCAAGACAUGCAAUCGCCGGUUUCCGACGUUCCAAGCACUUGGAGGCCACCGGACGAGCCACAUGAGGCCAAGAGGCCGGAGGAAUCCGGUCGAACAGACCAAGAAAGAGAUAUCAAAGCCAAGGACGCAUGAGUGCCCUGUUUGUGGCUUGGAGUUCCCCAUAGGGCAGGCCUUGGGCGGCCACAUGAGGCGGCACAAGCCGGUGGAGGCCGGUGAGAUCCAUGCAGAAGAGGAGAAAGCUGGUGAAGGGAAGUUGGACUUGAAUUUGACUCCUUUGGAGAACGAUUUGGAGCUCACAACCCUACGACUUGGACUAGAGCUCGUAAAGGAGGCUUCUAUCAUCGAUUUCUUUAGUUGCUCAGGCAGUACAUAAGUAGCAGACUUGGAUUUCCUGUGCUUAUUCUACUUUGUCCAUUUCUUAAGAUUUUUUUUUUUCGGCGAGUUUUAUUUUUUAUUUUUUUAUUUGAUGGUUUUUGGGUAAAGCUUAGAACACUUAGUAUCAGUUUCAUAAUAUUAGUUUAUUUUUUUGCUGCAUGGACAUCACCUUUCUUUUACCUAAUAACUCCCUGUUAUAUAUUCUU